This is a messenger RNA of Glycine soja, 1268 nucleotides long. Its product is annotated as 60S ribosomal protein L18a-like protein. The transcript is spliced from 4 exons. The record is from RefSeq and is a predicted model, not a curated record. NCBI's taxonomy places the organism in Eukaryota, Viridiplantae, Streptophyta, Magnoliopsida, Fabales, Fabaceae. Bases 296 to 586 code for a protein of 96 amino acids.
UCUUUUUACUCACUGCAGAUGAAUCAGAUGUUUUCUGAUGUUGAAAACAAUAAAUAGAUGCUUUCAUUGGUCAGAGUUGGCUUUUGCACAUCAAUAAUUUGUUAAUUUGAUCAUCCCAUUUUUCCGAGCUAAGCCCUAGAUCCUUUAUCAAGCAUCUAUCUUCAAUCUGUGGAUGGUCUACCACUUAGAUGUGGAACUGAUUAUAAUUUAGGAAUGGAAAAUCUUGGUCUGAAACUGUCCCCUCCAGUCACGUGAAAUUUAUAAGGAGGCCAGCUUGUGUCUGAAGGGGCUCUAGAUGGAUACAGCUGACCAAAGAAAAGGCAAGUAUGCUCCUACCAGGGAUACAGAGAACCCACUGUUGGGAAAAUUUGACAAGCCGCUUCCAUGUUUUGGCUGUGGAAUUGGAUGGUUCUCUCUUCUGCUAGGAUUUGUUUGCCCGCCGAUGUGGUAUUAUGCUACAAUUCUCUAUUUCGGAAAUUACUAUCAUAAGGAUCCGAGAGAGCGGGCUGGGCUUGCUGCUUCUGCAAUUGCUGCUCUAGUUUUCACAAUUGCUGCGGUGGUAACAGUAGCUGUUAUUUUCUUGUAAUUUUACUUUCUACUAGCCCAUGUCUAGCUAAGGAGACAAAAAAAAAAAAAUCACUUCUAAUAUCAGCCCCUACACGAAGAAGGCAAGCCUGAUGCACCCACAGACCACGGUAGAUCAAGCUCUUAUGAUCACUUUUGAUCAUCAAGAAAAAUAGGUACCAAAGCACCAAAGGUGGUACAAAGCUAGUUCCAUUCCAUUAUGUGGAUGUAGAGCUGCUUUUGUUUCCCUUCUUGGAGUUGUGUAUAGAAAAGGAUGACGUAACUCGGAUUUUAUCCAAAAUGAUGGCUCAGUUAACUUAUUUUGGUGUGUAUGUGUCUUGGUGUUGGUAACUAGUUACUAUCAUUAAUUUAUUAGAAAAAAAAAGUGAAAAUAUACUGCUGCUGGUGUUUGAUCAUAUGAAAGCCUGGUUUUAUGUGCUGUUCUCCACUUGGAUCCAGGGUGAAGGUGGUGGUAUCUGGUGCAUGAGGAAGACACCUAAAUGGAAAGUUGAUCUCCUUUAGAACAACCCUCAUAUUGUUCACGUUCAAGUAGAAGUUGCAUUUUUGCUAAGUACUUCAAAAUGAGAAAUAUUCAAGAGUCAAAACAGGUGUAAAGUACUUGAUGUGUCAACGCUUGGUCAUGAAUAUUUGCAGUUGCUAUCUAACCUUUUAAUUGCAAUUGCAUUUCAGCUAUUUGUGAUUCA